Molecule: messenger RNA, 657 nt
Organism: Laccaria bicolor S238N-H82
Lineage: Eukaryota; Fungi; Basidiomycota; Agaricomycetes; Agaricales; Hydnangiaceae
Exons: 4
Coding region: 1-657 (218 amino acids)
Biological process (GO): ubiquinone biosynthetic process
Cellular component (GO): mitochondrial inner membrane
Molecular function (GO): lipid binding
Source: RefSeq, a predicted model, not a curated record
AUGCAGCAGACACGCUUGCUCAAGCUCGCCUUGCCCCUCGUACGGACCCAUGGCUUCACCCGUGAGGCUCUGGCGCGCUCGGUUCUUCAGCUUCCAGCACCAGAAACCCAUACGGACGCUCUUCCUGACGCGGCGGUGUCAGCGCUCUUUGGUAGUGGGGACCAAGCACGGAAGACAGUCAUCGACGCAUGGCUAACAGAAGGGAUACAUCAGCUGCAGUUUGUUGACGUCAAGGCAAGCGCAAGAAGUGGUACGACGGUGAGGGAGCUGCUCCGGGCAAGGCUGGCGUAUAAUGAGCCGGUUCUGGGAUAUCUCCCUGAGGCAUUUGCCCUUAUGGCAUCUCCGGUUUCUGGUUCACCACCAUUGGAUCCGAUACCUGGGUUGAAACACGCAACAGGGAUAGCCAACCAGGUGUGCUAUAUCUCUGGAGACACUUCUUUACAGAUGGCUUGGUAUACCCGUAGAGCAUCUCUAGCAGCAAUAUACAUGGCAGCUGAGCUUCACCAACUAACUUCUCCGAAAACUGCCUACGCAUUCCUCGACUCCCUCUUCGAAUCAUCAUCUUCCCUCGAGUCAACGCUCGGCGAGGUAUCCCUGUUCUCAAACUAUAUCAUAAAGAGCUGGAAGGGGAUAAUCAAAAGUUCAGGGAUCCUCUGA